AGCUCUGAGAGAGGAGCCUUAGCCCUGGGGUUCCAAGGUAUUUCCACCUGCUGAUCAGCACUGAACACAGAGGACUCAGCAUGGAGUGGGGGCUGAGCUGGGUUUUCCUUGUUGCUAUUUUAGAAGGUGUCCAGUGUGAGGUGCAGCUGGUGGAGUCUGGGGGAGGCUUGGCAAAGCCUGGGGGGUCCCUGAGACUCUCCUGUGCGGCCUCUGGAUUCGUCUUCAGCAGCUACCACAUGCACUGGGUCCGCCAGGCUCCAGGGAAGGGGCUGGAGUGGGUCUCAUUCAUUAGUAGUGAUGGGGGUAGCACAUACUACGCAGACUCCGUGAAGGGCCGAUUCACCAUCUCCAGAGACAACGCCAAGAACUCGCUGUAUCUGCAGAUGAGCAGCCUGAGAGCCGAGGACACGGCCGUGUAUUACUGUGCGAGACACAGUGAGGGGAGGCCAGUGUGGGCCCGGACACAAACCUCCUGCAGGGGUCCCCGAGACCGCCAGGGGGCGCCCGGACGCUGCGCACGGGGCUGUCUCGGGGCAGUAAUAUCUGUGAAGCUGAUCCUGUCACCUUGCUGUGAGGAUGCUCAGUGCACAGGUGAGGUCUCACAGAAAAAUCCAAGGUGCAGCGCCAAGGCCUGGCAGAAAUCCUGUCCUGGAGCCAGACAUACGACUGAGUGUCUCAGAAGCAGAUCCCCAGCCCUCUUAUCUGGGCUGCAUGGACAGCAGAGAGCCAGCAGGAAAGGGUCAGAACUCACCCAAACAGAGCCCCAAUUAGCAGCAGAUACAGAGAGGAACCAACCAGAGAACCUAUGA
This is a messenger RNA of Saimiri boliviensis boliviensis (Bolivian squirrel monkey), 809 nucleotides long. The record is from RefSeq and is a predicted model, not a curated record. NCBI's taxonomy places the organism in Eukaryota, Metazoa, Chordata, Mammalia, Primates, Cebidae.